This is a messenger RNA of Dendronephthya gigantea, 852 nucleotides long. Its product is annotated as mediator of RNA polymerase II transcription subunit 8-like. Gene Ontology annotation, biological process: regulation of transcription by RNA polymerase II. Gene Ontology annotation, cellular component: mediator complex; core mediator complex. The record is from RefSeq and is a predicted model, not a curated record. The transcript is spliced from 10 exons. Gene Ontology annotation, molecular function: RNA polymerase II cis-regulatory region sequence-specific DNA binding; transcription coregulator activity. The coding region runs from base 90 to 827 and encodes 245 amino acids. NCBI's taxonomy places the organism in Eukaryota, Metazoa, Cnidaria, Anthozoa, Malacalcyonacea, Nephtheidae.
AAUUCAGACUAUUUCACUAAUUUUGACUUUUUUCAUUUUUUGACCAUUGAAGAUCCAGACAGUGUUUAUUUGUAUGGACUAAAAUAAAAAUGCAGGAUGAGAAAAUACUAGAAACGACACUCGAUGCUCUAUUGAAUCGUGUUCAAGAUUUAAAAAAUUCAUGCCAAAGUUUUCUGAUGAAAAUAGAACAUCAACAAUUAACCUGGCCACAAGUUCUCGAUAAUUUUGCAGUCAUUUCAGGUCAAGUUAGCACUCUGUUCAAAGUAAUUAAAAAUGAUAGAAUACCAGUACUUCGUAACCUUGUUUUGUUGCCAUUGUUGGUUCAACAAGAGCCCGAUGCUGACUUACAGAAAUCAACGGAAAGUCGUAUCCAGGCUUUUAACCACGAAGUUGUGCCUGAUCACCUGAGGACAAAAUAUGAACCAGAAGUGGAAGAUAAAGAGAGAGUUUUAUCAGCCACAGCCUCAAACAUGUCCAGUGAAUUAACACAGAGACAAAUUGCUGAUUUUAAUGCAACUUUGUCAAGCUUAGUUGAAAUGAUCAGUGCAGCACGAGAUGAUUGGGAAACUGAUCAAUCAUCAGCUUCCAAGUCAUCUGCCAAUGUGAAUGCAGAUGUACCAAAACUUGUAGGUGCCAUAACAUAUGGUAAAGGAUUAUCCUCAAGCUUGUCAUCAGGCAGUUCAUCAUCUCAUAAAUCUUCAUCUCAAGGACGUCAUUCGUCUUCACAACGUUCUAGCACAAGUAGUUCUGGAAAGGUAUCGAGUGCUGUAAAAACUGAACUUAAGACGAAAGUUGUGGAUGCAAGCAGCCCAUAUGGAACGAAAUAAACGAGUUUAUAUCUUAUUUAUUGCA